AUACGGCAAAAUCAAACACGUUCUCUAUGACGUAACUAACUGAGAAUUGACUUAAAGUUUGGAUGAGGAGAACAUCAGCCUAUUAACCUAACAACCUCUAACUUUCUUCUGUUGUGGCUUGAUCUUGAUCUAUUUAGUGGAAAUUAGAAAUUUCCACUGAAAAAUAAAUUAAAAAUGGACAAUAUUUCUGCAUUAACGGGAUCCCAAAAAGAUGAGCUCAUGGACCAAGUGAAACAGCAAAUUGCUGUGGCUAAUGCUCAGGAACUUCUAACAAAAAUGACUGAAAAAUGUUUCAAAAAAUGUAUAUCCAAACCAGGAACCUCCUUAGAUAGUUCAGAACAAAAAUGUGUAGCUAUGUGUAUGGAUAGGUAUAUGGACUCUUGGAAUUUAGUUUCAAAAGCAUAUGGAAUCAGAAUCCAGAGGGAGAGGGGUCGCAUGUGAAAAUAAAUUGAAUAGUACAUUUAUUUGAUGUAAUUGAAGGAGUAUGCUGCUAGUUCAACGUUUUGUCAGUUGUAGUCGAACACAUUUUCAAUUAAAUUUUUGUUACAAACGA
Messenger RNA from Leptinotarsa decemlineata (Colorado potato beetle), 553 nucleotides. RefSeq names its product mitochondrial import inner membrane translocase subunit Tim13. The record is from RefSeq and is a predicted model, not a curated record. Lineage: Eukaryota; Metazoa; Arthropoda; Insecta; Coleoptera; Chrysomelidae.